Messenger RNA from Hibiscus syriacus, 1454 nucleotides. Its product is annotated as S-type anion channel SLAH4-like. The transcript is spliced from 2 exons. Gene Ontology annotation, cellular component: membrane. Lineage: Eukaryota; Viridiplantae; Streptophyta; Magnoliopsida; Malvales; Malvaceae. Bases 68 to 1255 code for a protein of 395 amino acids. Gene Ontology annotation, molecular function: voltage-gated monoatomic anion channel activity. Gene Ontology annotation, biological process: transmembrane transport; intracellular monoatomic ion homeostasis. The record is from RefSeq and is a predicted model, not a curated record.
ACAUAAAAACUAGAGCCGUUUACCUACAUAAUUUAUAUGAUCAGCUUGAUAACACUUAGUCUUACCAAUGGCGGCCGUCGUUACAUCUCGCGCUGAGCUUCAGCUCGUAGUCGACACACCCACUGCCAACAGCGGCGGCGUUGCGACCGAUAGUAUUCAAUGUAGCAGCCGCCUGAUCUCGGCCAUCUUAACCAAAUUCCAUGCUGGUUAUUUUAGGGUAAGCUUAUCUUUAGGUGGCCAAGCUUUAUUAUGGAAGACACUAAGAGGCCCAACGGACGACAGUCACACUUUGAGACAAACCCUUCAUUUGUUCCACCCUACAGCUUUCACGGUUCUCUGGUGUUUCUCAUUCUUUGCCCUUGUUUUGCUCUCGAUUCUGUACCUUUUGAGAUGCUUGUUUCACUUCAAGAUGGUGAAAGAAGAGUUCUUUCAUCAUGUAGGAGUUAACUACCUAUUCGCUCCAUCGAUUUCUUGGCUUCUUUUGCUUCAAUCGGCACCUUUUUUCAGUCCCGAAAACCACUACUCUUACGUGGUUCUAUGGUGGGUUGUUUCCGUUCUUCCUAUCGUGGUGCUCGACGUGAAAAUCUACGGUCAAUGGUUCACUAAAGGGAAGAAGUUUCUGUCCGCCGUUGCGAAUCCGACGAGCCUGUUAUCAGUUAUAGGGAACCUGGUGGGUGCUCAGGCUGCGGCCAAUAUGGGGUGGAAAGAGAGUGCCAUUGGGUUCUUUUCACUAGGGAUGGUGCAUUAUUUGGUUCUAUUCGUCACGCUCUACCAACGUCUAUCGGGAACCGAUCGGCUUCCGUCGAUGUUGAGGCCGGUUUUCUUCUUGUUCUUCGCCGCGCCGAGCAUGGCUAGCUUGGCUUGGCAAUCCAUAGCCGGCUCUUUCGAUACCGCAUCCAAAUUGCUCUUCUUUCUCUCCCUCUUCCUCUUCAUGUCACUGGUAUGCAGACCGACAAUGUUCAAGAGAUCUAUGAGAAGGUUCAGCGUGGCGUGGUGGGCUUACUCGUUUCCCUUAUCGGUGCUGGCUUUGGCAUCGAUGGAAUACGCAGAAGAAGUCAAAGGCGACAUCCCACAGAUUAUAAUGCUUCUUCUUUUAGCAUUUUCUGUAUUGGUCUCCAUUUGUUUGGUCGUUUUCACACUGCUCAACUCCAAAAUACAGAUCUUUCCUGUCUGUUUUGAUCCCAUCUCAAGUCUCGUUUCUCGUGCUAAGUGUUUCACGGCGCAGCAAAACCAACAACCACCGCAGACUGUUUAAUUUGGAUGAUAAAUGUGCGAAUUGGAAAACAUGGAGAAAAAAGGGUCGAUGAAACUGAACUUUUAUGUUUAGUAAAGACUAGGAUUUCGGAUUAAUGUACAUGUCGUGUUGCUGACAAGUUGUCAGAGUAAAAAUCAAAGUUGUCUGCUUGGAGUACAGUCUGGUUGUUUUUUCUACUUUCACUUUUGAUCGAUGUUGC